Molecule: messenger RNA, 1396 nt
Organism: Drosophila ananassae
Lineage: Eukaryota; Metazoa; Arthropoda; Insecta; Diptera; Drosophilidae
Gene: RabX6
Product: ras-related protein Rab-14
Exons: 2
Coding region: 124-762 (212 amino acids)
Molecular function (GO): GTP binding; GTPase activity
Source: RefSeq, a predicted model, not a curated record
UUGAUUGUUUUUGCUGGAACAGCUGUUGGGAACAUUGUUGUUGUCCUCUUUGUGUCUGGCAGGUGCAAAAUAAUUGGAUUAUCUUUGGAUAAAUCAAAGCAAAGCCUAUCACCCACCAAGAAUAUGGCCACGGUGCGCAUUCCUAAGCAGAAAGUAAUCCUUUGUGGGGAUUAUGGAGUGGGCAAAAGUUCCCUAUUCCGGCGCUUCGCCACAAACACCUUUGUUACGGACACGGAUAGGAAGUCCACAUUGGGAUUGGAUCACAUUGAUCGAGAAUAUAGCGUUAAUGAAAAGCAGAUCAAGCUCCAACUUUGGGACACUGGUGGCAUGGAGCGCGUAGCUUCGGUGACCUCUUCAUACUACAAAUUCGCCGAGGGUGCCAUCCUCGUCUUUGCUCUGGACAACGCCGCCUCGUUUCAUUCCCUCUCCCAGCACCUGCUGGAUAUUGUGACAUAUGCGGAAAAUGCGAAAAUCUUUAUCUGCGGCAACAAAAGCGACUUGGAGGGCAGAGAGCCCGAAGUGAGUGAUGAGGAGGUGGAGGCAUUCUGCGAACAGUGUCAUUCCCUGAUUAGUGCGACCUACAAAACCUCCUGCCGUAGCGGUGCCGGUGUGGAGGAGAUGUUUCGUGACAUUUCACGGCAACUAGUCCAUGCCAAUCGAUCCAAGAUGGAGUUGCAGGCUCUGGAGCAAAAAAGCUUCCAAGUGGAUUCAGCCUCCGAUGCUGCUGUUAACGAGGAGGAUGCCUCUUCUUGUGGUUGCUAGCAGUUGGGGAACAUUGAAUUUGGCUAGGUAAGAGUUUAAUCUCCUGGCUAGGUUCAAUGGGAGCGCAGAAAUGUAUUUUUAAUAGUUUUGUUUAUUUAUUAACACUUUUUGGCUAUGCUUAUGGUUUUUAGAUACACAUUAAUUUCGAAUUUACAUGAAAUAUGUACGUCCCGAAAGUGAAUACGAGUCAUAGAAUUAAAUAUUUUUAUCCUGGCGCCACUAGAUGCCAAAAAAUUAAGGAGAGCCUUCACAUGGUUAUUAUGAUCAUCAUAGUUAUGAUGAUUUUCAGCGUUUACAUUUACAAUUAUUUAUUGGCUAUAGAAGGCUCCUCCUUUACAUAUACGUAGAACAUGAAGUAGGAUUGGUCGAAAGGAUGCAUUAAGAAACUAGAUAACUGAAGAAAAUUAUAAUAUAAUAAUUUAGUGAGCUAAGGAGAUAUUUUGGAAUAUUUUGAAUAUUUAUAUUUAAGAUAAUAAUCCAAAAAACACUUUGCCACACCAAUGACACUUUGUGAAACGAUCAGUCCCGACCUAGAACAGAUUAGUGCGUAAGUAUACAGCUUUCUUCCACAUUAUAUCUCAUUAAGAUAAAAUAUGUAUUCUAAACAAUAAAUAAUCACCUCACAAAACUGGAA